Molecule: messenger RNA, 2168 nt
Organism: Triplophysa rosa
Lineage: Eukaryota; Metazoa; Chordata; Actinopteri; Cypriniformes; Nemacheilidae
Exons: 6
Coding region: 126-977 (283 amino acids)
Source: RefSeq, a predicted model, not a curated record
UUGAAAAUGUAAAGCGGUCCUCAGUACCAAGGAUACAGAAGCGCAAACGGGGGUCAGAUGAAUGUGAUACUGAUGAAAUCCCAGCUGAACAAAGGGCAGCUGUUCAGGACACAUAUGGCUGCAUAAUGUGGGAUAUGAAAUUUAUGCCAGUGAGCGAGACACUGGAAAGCCAACAAGAGAAAAAAGACCAAAUGAAGGUGCUCAGUGAAAAGACAACUUUCAGUCCAGAGGAGGUAAAACCUCUUAUGAAGUGCACCUUCUUCUCCCAGCGUAAAGCAAUAAACAGUGGAGCAGAUCUGCAGUCGCUCAUCAAGGAGUGGCCUUUUUUGUUUAAGGAGAUUGGCAUGAUAGUUCACUUUCAUGACCUUACUGGUGUAUCACUAAAAGAGACAUUCUUCAGAAAUGUCGAGAAAAAAGGAAAACGGGUUCUGGAAUUCAUGAGAGGCAUUGGUGCAGACAGGAGCAAACAAGUUUUGCAAGCUGUAACAAAGCUGAAAAUUCAGAGAGGACAGUUAGAGGGCUGCUCAGAAGAUGUGAAGGAUCUGGUGCUCCUCCUGCUCUCCUACUUUAAUGAAAAAGAGGAGGACUUGUUCUACUAUGUUGAAGAAACUUGUAUGACAAAAGAAGUACAAGUGGAAAGCUUUCCUGUGACACCAUGUAUCAUUGUUUGUGGAACAUCAUGCUAUGCUGCAAAGCUAUUCAUGCUGAGUGUAGACCAAAAAAUUGUGAAUGACGACAUCUCCGACUUCAUCGCUGCAGUCUGCAUGAUGUUUGCAAGCUAUUACUGCCUCAAUAUCCACUAUCCUGUGGGUCUUGGCUCCACACUUGAGUUCAUUCAGAGGUGUUUCUUCAACAUCAAUCCUGAGAAGGGCACAAAAGUGGAAACUAAGAAGAACAAGAAGCAACUAUCAGUGAAUCCAAGAGUCCUCAGCCUCAUCACGGAUCUCUCUGAUCAUGAGUGGAGAGAGACAUGUUAAAUAUGGACGUUCAGUUAACAUCCAGUUGAAGUGUUAAGAUAACACUUAAACAGCACCACCUGUAUGGAACAGUACCCACUUUACUUUACUUUAACUGUUAACCACUAACAGAAAAAGUAUUCUUUAAGUUUUUUUUUUUUUGUUAAUGUUUUAAUAAGCAUUGGUUUUGGUUCAGUUAAAUUGGUAAACUGGCUUAUUCCACCAUUUUGGUAAAAGUUACCAAUGUCUAAUGAUAACUUAAGAAAAAUGUAACGGAUUUUUUGGGACAGUUUUGUUAAAGGCUGCAUUUGUUCAGAUUACUGCAGUUCUAGUCUUUACUAAAGAUUCUAAAGAUGUUACACAACAAUUGUAUGAAACUCCCUGCAUAGUGUUAUAUGCUGAGUUUUGAUUUUUUUCUCUCAAAAUAGUCUGAGACUAGCAGGGAGUUCAGAAUGUUUGCUUGUCUACAUGCAGAGGUUAAUAAAGCCAUUGCAAAUAAUUUCUGGACACCUUUUUUUCAAUGAUUUUUGUGACCCUUCAGAUUAGGUUAACGGCUGGUACUCUACUUAAAAGUAAGUAAAUUUAACAAUUUCAAAUAAUUUCUGUUAAAUUAAAAUGCAUUUACAUUUGCUUUUACUUGCCACAUUUCAGACAUUGCAUUUAAACUUGUGAGUGGCUGAUGACUUGGAAGAAACAACUUCUGGACUUUUGUGACAUCAAAGAGUGAGGCUGUAUGCGACAGGGACCUCAUCAAUCUCUUUUUCUUCUGGAAAAUUCACGGGAUUGGCAAGUCUCUGAGCUUUAAAAGAUGAAGAAAAUGGCAGUCAAUGCAGUACUACAUUUCCAGUUUCUCGAACUGAUUUAGUGCCAUGUCUUCAGUCAAGUGUGGACUUAGUAUUAUUGUUCAAACAGAGCAAGUGGCCCUGGUUUACUUUUAUAUAUGGACACAUUUUAUUUCCAAGAUCAACAUUGUGAGUACACUGCAAGUUAUUGAAUCAGCUCAAACUGUUUUAACACAGUGUCAGUAUGCAAAAACGUUUUUUUUAAUCUGUUAAUGAUAAUUUGUAUGUUGAUUGACUGCAUUUAUUACCUCAUUUAGUAAUUUACAAUAACCUGACUGACUGUUGUAAAAUCUAUGGCAACCACUUGUAAUGCCUUUUGUGUUAUACCGUAUUUUUUGCGAUGAAAUUCUGGCAACCACAGCUGCCGGUA